Messenger RNA from Bursaphelenchus xylophilus (pine wood nematode), 764 nucleotides. Lineage: Eukaryota; Metazoa; Nematoda; Chromadorea; Rhabditida; Aphelenchoididae. The record is from the annotation of a GenBank genome assembly.
AUGGUUAUUACAACAAGCACUGCUAUCCCCACAGUUCACUCCGAGAUCCGGCUCAACUCCAAUCGCACCUUGAGAUAUGUGGCACCAUUCUUAAUCGACAAGAACUACCUCACCGAUGGAACGACCAUAAAACGAAAAGUUUCAGAAUGUAAGUAAUCCUUACAAGCAUAAGACGAUCGUGUUUAGCACAAGAUGAUAAUGAGUCAUGGGAAGGAGUAUUGGAUAUGUGUCAAGCCAUGGAUGAUAUAAUCGAAAUCGACAAAGAGAGCGAGUUGAUGGCCGAGAAAAGUGUUCUCGAGAUUGGAUUCUGCACUGGUCUUCCAAGUGUUUUUGCAUUGGACAGUGGGGCUUCUGAUGUUACAAUCCAUGCAUGGUCAUCUACAGCCUUGGAAUUCUAUGUAAAGCCUACCAUGAAGAGGAACAAGGUGCCCAAAAACAUAUGCAAAUUCAAUUCAUCCAUUUUGAAAUCAACCAUCCAGAGUCUUGGAGGAAAGAAAUUUGACGUAAUUGUAGCUCCAGAACUGCUUCAAAUGGAUGAAACAGACUUUGAAGAAGUCCAUGGCAUUUUAGAUGCUGCUUUGAAACCCUUCGGAAUCGUCCUGAUCUGUUCACGAUCAUAUUAUCCUCAUUGCUCUGGGAAUAUCCCGGCGUUCAUGGAGAUGUGCAAGAUGAAAGGAGUUUUCGACGCUUACUUAAGGUGGUCUUCAACAAAGCCAGACCAGGAUUCUCAUAGAGUUAUCCAACUCACUCGGACUCUGCGUUAA